This is a messenger RNA of Lineus longissimus, 6687 nucleotides long. RefSeq names its product peroxisomal succinyl-coenzyme A thioesterase-like. Gene Ontology annotation, biological process: acyl-CoA metabolic process; fatty acid metabolic process. Gene Ontology annotation, molecular function: fatty acyl-CoA hydrolase activity. The coding region runs from base 168 to 1565 and encodes 465 amino acids. The transcript is spliced from 2 exons. NCBI's taxonomy places the organism in Eukaryota, Metazoa, Nemertea, Pilidiophora, Heteronemertea, Lineidae. The record is from RefSeq and is a predicted model, not a curated record.
CAGACGUCCAGAUUGUGUCUUGUGACCAACGAGUCACUUCAUUGUCAAGACCCUCAUUCUGUCUCGUCUCGUGGUAUACUUCUCAAAACAAUCAGCUGAUUAUCUGACAUAAGUUUAGGAAAGGUUCUCCCACCAUUUCUUUUGCCGGUUGUGCCGUUCCAGACAGGAUGUUCCGCCGUCUUUGCCAGCAGACCGCGUUGCUUGUGCCACGAGUAAGAGGACGUCUUGUACAUCGAGGAGCUUCCAGUCCAACCAGCAUGGCCGCAGAAAUGGCAGAGCGCUCGUCUCCCAAGACCAAAUACGAAGCACUUGCUCUCCAGGUUACCCCCGAGUGGUCAUUGACAGAUGAGUCUCUGUAUGUUGCUCUGUCGGGGUUCGAAAGAGGAGAGCCAGUGACGCUACAUUCCUCCGUCACGGAAAACAAAAUGACAUUUGCCGCAGUUGGACAUUACGUAACAGACGACAGUGGAAAUGUGGAUACGACCAGGGACGCUUCAAUUGGAGGAAACUAUGUUGGUGUGGAGCCUAUGGGAUUGAUUUGGGGAAUGGAGCAGGCCCCGGGUCAAAGGUCAGGACUACGCCUGCUGAAGAAAGAAAUUACAGAUACGUUUAAGGUAUCGCUGAACGUUCACCGCGGUCAUCUUGGAUUAGAAGAACUCUGCAGUGAGGCUGCAUGCAACCCAUUGCUGACAAGUCCUUUCCAGAGGAGCUACUUAGCAGAGGGGGUUCAGCGGAUUCCAGUGACCUAUGGUAAGGUACGCGGGACCCUGUUUUUACCAGAAGGACCGGGUCCAUUCCCCGGUGUGAUUGACAUGUUUGGGUCUGUCGGAGGUAUUGUCGAGAUGCGGUCGGCGCUCCUGGCAUCACGCGGCAUUGCCGCACUUGCCUUACCUUACUUUAAGUACCAGGACCUGCCGAAAGACCACAAGGAACUUCAUAUAGAAUACUUCGAAGAGGCCACGAAAUUUCUCCGUGUGCACCCCCAGGUUUCAUCAAACAAAGGUAUAGGAGUUAUGGGGACAUCCAAAGGUUGUGACAUUGCCCUCGCUAUGGCCGAGUUCAUCCCGGACGUCCGCGCUGUCGUGGCCAUCAACGGUGUGUGUUAUUCUAUUGAUUCGAACUUAAAACACAAGGGUAAAACUGUGAAGCGGGCGGAGAGUGGUGACCGUGGGAAACUGAUCUUUCUCGAAGGUGGUACAAUUGCCUGUAUGGAGAAUGCAAUCCCAUGGGAAAUAGAGGAAGAGAACAUGUUACAUAUUGAGAAAUCCGACGCUGCGUUCUUAUUCAUUACAAGUUUAGAUGACCAGUGUGUCCACCCAAAGGCCUCAAGUGUUGGGCCAAACAGACUCCGGAAACACGGCAAGACAAACGUUGAACACUUACAGUUACCUGGAGCAGGACAUUUAGUUGAACCGCCUUACAAUCCCCACUUUUUGAACACUUUUCACAGAUUUAAUUUUGGUGGGGUGCUCCUACGUUGGGGUGGUGAGAGACGCGCACACGCGCGUGCGCAGGUCAAGGCGUGGAGAAAAGUACUGGAAUUCUUCAGAGAAAAAUUGAUGUGAAAGACAUAAUGCUGACUGCAAACUCUGUCAUGAGCUGUCGCGUCUGUGGUUCAAUAGUCUCAGGUCUAAUCAAAUGCCAACUUAUCUUUUUUGGUCAAUGAAUGGAAUGGGACCAGGCAUUUUAUGUAACUUUAUUGGUGCUUUGCUUCAGCAUGAUAGACAGAUUUCGCUCUACCCCUACGACUUGAGAGGCGAACGAGGUAGUGCGAGGUACAUGUACAAUGCAGGCCCUAUGUAAAUAAUUAGCGAUGACGGUUUUUGAAAAAUCCUUUGAUUCCUUGUGCAACUGAAAUAUGAUUGAAGCUGAUUUACGAGUCAGUGUCGCUUAAAUGAUUUCGCGCAGGUCUUCAUGACACCAAAGACAGUCGUACUUCGCACCGUAUUCGUCGUUCGUUAUAGGGCUGCGAAACCUCUCUAAUGUACGCGUACUCGUAGCAGAUUUUUAUUUGUGAUUUUACCACUGUAAAUUGCAGAAUUGUAAACACGUCAGAAUAACAUGAUUAAGUUAACUUGCACUAUAAUGUUUUGAGUUACACUGUUUCGGCAAACCAAAGGGUUCAUGUACUUUAGAUGUACGUUUAAACAUAAAGCUAGCAUGUAUGGUCUAAGCUUGUAAUCUACCACACAAGAUAUGUGUUGGCUGUUUUGUACUCCAUAAGACCUAAACAUUCAUAGGAACCAUGUACCAACAUGAAAAACAUUGGCUCGAUGACCAAUAUUUAACCUGCAUGUUCACGUGUAUUUUUAUCAGUCUUAAUCAACAUUGUUUAAACAUCAUUAAAUUAACUGAUUUGAUUGUUGUAAGGGUGUGUUAAUUAUCCAACUUUUUCAGUAAUUGAUCUUGCUGUCACGGUACACGCCGGCGUCGUCGGCCGGGGGGGGGGGGGGGUCAUCAGAGUAUCACAAGACAAAUCUACACAGGGCAAAUAAAUCACUUGAUGAAAACACUUCACUCGUGUCGGAUGUUCAAGUUUUCUCGAAGUCACUACUAGAACUAUAUCUCGUUAAACACAUACACGGGUAAUGAGGUCAUGAUGUUAUGUCCUCCAGAUGAGAGCGUCGUUCAUGCAUGAAGGUCGCCAUCCCCUAGCUCCAACGAGGUCAGGCAGUCGUCAAGUACGGGCCUACUGUAAACUCGGCCCUGUUCCGUCCAUAGGACGUCUAUCACCGUCCUUUUAGUGAUUAAUGUCGCCACGGUUGCGAAAGAUGGUGGUGCUCUCUCUUGCGACAAAAUACAACUCUGUACAAAAUGGACCGAAACCUUUUCCCUGUGAGGCAGUAAACGUAUAUGUUGAUCGAAGAAUUGAUGCAUCCCAAUAUAUAGGUCAACUCCAUUAGUAAGCCUGGGGCUGGCGUGAUGAAAUCGGCAAUGUUUACACCACAGGCAGGCAACUCUAAGAGGGUGAAAACAACCGAAAUCGCACAGACUCGUAUUACUACACCCAACUGUUGUCUGUUGCCUUCAGUUUGGUUGGCAGCAAUCUGCUUCGAUUUGCUGAAGGACAAAUACUUAACGAUAAAAAAUGUGGCGACAUUUAUCAGUAAAAGCGGGAUCACUUGAAGAAUACCAAUGUAUAAAACCUUAUUGUAAAUGAGUUGGAAAAAGUAGCUUUUCCCGAUUUCUGUCCUUGUAUCCAUCGGUCGGAACUUAAGUGCACACUCAUCGAAUAUUUUAAUCACCUUGAAAAUCCAAAGUUUAGGUAGAUUAUAAACAAAGGAAAAUACCAAGAGGCUUAUGAUUGAGUAUCGGGUGUACCUCACAGUGCAGAGUGAGGCUGCUUUGAGUGGUAAACAAACAGCAAUGAAUCGCUCAACGCACAUGAAAACGACAGUGUAUACUGACAAGGUUUUGCUGAACCAGAGAAAAAACCACCAAUAAGGUCGGAGAAUGAAAUACAGCUCCACUCCCUCAACGAACUUGCCACCGGAAUACUGGUAUAUCGUCGAUAAGGGGUAAUCAAUGAUAUUUGAAAUGAGAACAAGAUUGUCAACAAAGGCUAAGAAAUUUAGCAAAGUGGACGUCGAUGACACUUUCAUCUCUAUCCGAAGCACCACGAAGGAUAGAGCAUUUCCGACAAGGCCAGACACUAUGACCACAAACAUCAAGGGUAGAAUGGCGACAAAAUAGAAAAUGUCCAAUGGCUCCAACUCCCACAGUGGUUUCGAUAUCCAGUAAGCAGGUUUGCAUGCUGGGGUGACGUUGCCGGGGUUUGCCAGAAACGAUUCGGUCACAUCCAUGAUUUAGUAGUUUACACUCGGAUUGUACAUGUAUAGAUAUCAGAUUUUCUCUAUAGGUUUCUAAAUAAGCUUGACAAGCUAAUUUCUAUAAUGUCUAACAUUCUCUCACCUAAAGAGAGACUAUAGGCACGAGCCAGGUGGGUCAGAUGGCGUUACACGAAGGUAGAGGUCUCCUAAUGCACACUAUUCGCUCGUAUCUAGGCAGAUAUCAAUGGCUGCGAAUAAAGCGACAAAAUCGCGACGGCAGUCAGCUGCAGUGGAAUCGUCAUCGUGGCUACAACAACACUCCGUCAGGUUUCUAUUUAUUGAGGCUGAGAGGUGAUCCACUCUGAUGUGGGAGUCCUGAGGUAGAUACACUAUGUUCUCAACAUGAGAUAUACACAUAACAUCAAAAUUUUGUUGGCCUAUCUCAGAUUGAGUGGCAUCAACUGGCAUGUAUAUAUAUCAGAUUCUAAGAGCGUGUAUCUAUAAUUUGGAGGUAGGACAAGACAGCGUCACAACCGUUACCUGGCGAUAACUGCUGACCCGGCAGAGCAGACACAAGUGUGCAUCAGAGUGAUUCCCCCUCCACUUCGGCUGGAAGAACGAAUUUACAUCGGUUUAUAUAUGCUGUAAAUCUGAUAAGGUGCCGUUCCGACUUUCUAGAUGGAUGCUGAUGCCAAUAAUGUACCACAUAUCAGGGCGACGAUAAUUCCGUAGUGGCGUAUACGACCAAGGCGGUCAAGUCUCCUGUUUGGGUGAAAACGAUUUCCAGUCCUUCGGUUCCAGGGACGCACUUUUGUAUUUAGUCGCUCGCUGAUAUUACGGCCAAAAAAUUGCAUCCCGCCAACAUUUAUGCGAAGACGAUCAUAUCACAGGAAAAUGAACAAAACUGAUUUUCCCCUCAUCAAUUACAUCCGCGUUCACGCGCCAGUGUUGCAUUUCAUUACUUGAUAAUUGGACUAUAUAAGCCCCCGAGACAGAUCAUUCGUCAUCUCUGUUACAGCCUCGCAAAGCCAGAUCAGUGUCGUCUCAUGAUUCUGUGUGAAACUGUAUGUAUAAAGUAAAAAGGACAAUCCUGACCGGAAACCUAGGUAUCAAAGAUGGGGCCUGAUCCGAUGAAGUGAUACAUCCCUGAAGGAAUAUCUAACCUUCGUUAAACGCCAAACGCAUCAAUUACUGUAAUAUCGGCGGGCUACGAGUAGUCCCGUCUCUCGGGUUAAUCAGACACCAGUCACAGUCACAGAAAGUACUCGGCGCGACUGCACCUUAUGCCCAUCCUGGAGACAGCCCCCGAUGAGUCGAUACUGCUGCGCUUUCUGUCUUUGUGACGUCACAUCUCGAUUUAUUUUGCGAAAGAUGGUGGUCUCCUCUCUUGCGACAAAAUACAACUUUGUACAAAAUGGACCGAAACCUUUUCCCUGUGAGGCAGUAAACGUAUAUGUUGAUCGAAGAAUUGAUGCAUCCCAAUAUAUAAGUCAACUCAAAUAGCAUAGCUGGGGGUGGCGUGAUCAUAUUGACAAUGUUUACACUACCGGCAGGCAACUCUAAAACGGUGAAAACAACCGAAAUCGCACAGACUCGUAUUACUACACCCAACUGUUGUCUGUUGCCUUCAGUUUGGUUGGCAGCAAUCUGCUUCGAUUUGCUGAAGGACAAAUAUUUUACGAUAAAAAAUGUGGCGACAUUUAUCAGUAAAAGCGGGAUCACUUGAAGAAUACCAAUGUAUACAACCUUAUUGUAAAUGAGUUGGAAAAAGUAGUUUUUUCUCAUUUCGGUCCUUGUAUACAUCGGUCGGAACUUAAGUGCGCACUCAUCGAAUACUUUAGUCGCCUUGAAAAUCCAAAGUUUAGGUAGAUUACAAACAAAGGAAAAUACCAAGAGGCUUAUGAUUGAGUAUCGGGUGUACCUCACAGUGCAGAGUGAGGCUGCUUUGAGUGGUAAACAAACAGCAAUGAAUCGCUCAACGCACAAGAAAACGACAGUGUAUACUGACAAGGUUUUGCUGAACCAGACAAAAAAAAACCAAUAAGGUCGGAGAAUGUAAUACAGCUCCACUCCCUCAACGAACUUGCCACCGGAAUACUGGUAUAUCGUCGAUAAGGGGUAAUCAACGAUAUUUGAAAUGAGAACAAGAUUGUCAACAAAGGCUAAGAAAUAUAGCAAAAUGGACGUCGAUGACACUUUCAUCUCUUUCCGAAGCACGACGAAGGAUAGAGCAUUUCCGACAAGGCCAGACACUAUGACCACAGACAUCAAGGGUAGAAUGGCGACAAAAUAGAAAAUGUCCAAUGGCUCCAACUCCCACAGUGGUUUCGAUAUCCAGUAAGCAGGUUUGCAUGCUGGGGUGACGUUGCCGGGGUUUGCCAGAAACGAUUCGGUCACAUCCAUGAUUUAGUAGUUUACACUCGGAUUGUGCAUGUAUAGAUAUCAGAUUUUCUCUAUAGGUUUCUAAAUAAGCUUGACAAGCUAAUUUCUAUAAUGUCUAACAUUCUCUCACCUAAAGAGAGACUAUAGACACGAGCCAGGUGGGUCAGAUGGCGUUACACGAAGGUAGAGGUCUCCUAAUGCACACUAUUCACUCGUAUCUAGGCAGAUAUCAAUGGCUGCGAAUAAAGCGGCAAAAUCGCGACAGCAGUCAGCUGUAGUGGAAUCGUCAUCAUGGCUACAACAACACUCCGUCAGGUUUCUAUUUAUUGAGGCUGAGAGGUGAUCCACUCUGAUGUGGGAGUCCUGAGGUAGAUACACUAUAUUCUCAACAUGAGAUAUACACAUAACAUCAAAAUUUUGUAGGCCUAUCUCAGAUUGAGUGGCAUCAACUGGUAUGUAUAUAUAUCAGAUUCUAAGAGCGUGUAUCUAUAAUUUGGAGGUAGGACAAGACAGCGUCACAACCGUUACCUGGCGA